GCAGCCGCUACGCCACCCUGUCUCGUCUACGCGCCACGAGUGCUACGCUGACACGACACGCACAUGGCACUACGCGUAGUGUUGACUAGUUAACAUUGGCACAUUCAAGAAAAUUAAAAUUCACUCAUAAAAUCAUUAUGAAAGUGAUAUUAAAGAUAAAUUUAAAAAGUGAUAGUGCGUAAAAUGAAUAAAUUAAAUUAUAAUAUAAAAGUGAUGUAGACGACGACGGUAUGGCGGGCCCAAUUCGACACCUCUCCACGUAUCACCAUGACCCAGAGCCUAACGCCAAUUCGUUAAUAACAGAGAUCAACGUACAGCUGGCUCUCUUCCGGGAUUUGUUGAUCCACAUCGGACAACCCCACGACUGCCCGGAACUAAGAGAGAGAGUACGUCGCUUACGGCGCACGUGCGUUGAAGCAACAAAACAAACCAGCCAGCUCGUUUUGCCGACCUGCAAAAAAUCGACAAGCGAAGGCUGCGCCGAUCAACCGCAGCUGGUGCUUCUAUACUUCAUGUCACAACUACUCCUUCGAGAGCUCGCCAAGUGUCACCGUCUAGUACAACUCGUACCCAUGGACAUGUCUUCCUAUUAUGAAAACCGCGCUGGUCCAUCAAAUUUUGGGAAUGUGAUCAGUCAGAUCCUACUCUGCAAGCAGAUCACGCCGGACUUCAAUCAAGAAGAGCUGUGCAGCAUCGCUAAGGACACGCAGGAAAUCACAAGAAUCGUCAACGAUAUUCAAGAGUAUCUUCCACAACACGAUAAUCUUACUCAUUUAGAAACCAACGUUGCGCUUAAAGGCGAUGACGGUACCGGCCUAUGGCGAAACAAGCGGCGUGGAUCCCUCUACAAAGGAAUGGGCGUGCUUUGUUGUAUGUCGCGUCCAAACUACCUCUGAGGGUGACGCGUAUCGCCAACGAGGCGGCCCAGAGUUACAGAUAAAUAUUAAAAAUGAACUCUAAACAAAAACACCAGUGAAACAAUAAAUAAACUCCAAGUGUUCAUAAACUUUAAGUGAACGCCAUAAGAUAUUAAUUAGAUUAAGAUAUUAAUGAAUGGUCGAUUAUAUGAAGCGUAGAAAUUAAAAGGGUCCACUAGGUUGCUUUGUACGGCCAUGCAAUGUGAAAUGUUAAUUACGUAAGCCGUGAGAAUCGCAUAAUGCAAUUAAAUAUAUCAGUGUAGUAAUAUAAGGUAACAUAAGACGCACGAUAAAAUAUUGCGAAUAGCCUGGAGUGGGAUCAAUUGCGUUUAAGUAGAUUAGUGUUUAAAUAUUUUUAUGGUAGAGCAUUUUGAGUUUUA
Vanessa tameamea is the source of this 1297-nucleotide messenger RNA. RefSeq names its product decima (gene Dcma). Gene Ontology annotation, cellular component: neuron projection. NCBI's taxonomy places the organism in Eukaryota, Metazoa, Arthropoda, Insecta, Lepidoptera, Nymphalidae. Gene Ontology annotation, biological process: G protein-coupled receptor signaling pathway. The coding region runs from base 231 to 896 and encodes 221 amino acids. The record is from RefSeq and is a predicted model, not a curated record. The transcript is spliced from 6 exons.